Protopolystoma xenopodis is the source of this 213-nucleotide messenger RNA. Lineage: Eukaryota; Metazoa; Platyhelminthes; Monogenea; Polystomatidea; Polystomatidae. The record is from the annotation of a GenBank genome assembly.
AUGAUCAUUUCCAAUGUUGAAGCGUGGGCAUGUCACAUUCCUAAACGUAUCGCCGGCAUCAUUAGUGAGUAUCGCGCCAUAGAACAACUCGACAAAAAAGAAAAUAGUCUUUCUACGAUGCCGGCGAAACUUUUGGAAAUGUACCACCUCCAGGAUUCAACUUUGGAAAUUAUCAUGCAGACAAUGGACACCGGACUAGAUGCAUUCCACUAA